Messenger RNA from Tricharina praecox, 1260 nucleotides. Its product is annotated as translation initiation factor eIF 4e-like domain-containing protein. The coding region runs from base 220 to 963 and encodes 247 amino acids. The transcript has 3 exons. Gene Ontology annotation, cellular component: eukaryotic translation initiation factor 4F complex; cytoplasm. Gene Ontology annotation, biological process: translational initiation. Lineage: Eukaryota; Fungi; Ascomycota; Pezizomycetes; Pezizales; Pyronemataceae. Gene Ontology annotation, molecular function: translation initiation factor activity; RNA 7-methylguanosine cap binding. The record is from RefSeq and is a predicted model, not a curated record.
CCGCAUCAAUCGACCCUGCCCACCCAAAGCCAACCACCAAAGCCGCAACACACUUUUCUCUCUACAAACCACAUUAGAGCCACCACCACCACCCUCUACCACCACCUCCGCCGCCACUACCUCCGACACCCUCACAUCCACCAUUAACCCUCAACCCACGACGCACCACCCACGACCCCGCUUCCCCGCCACAACACAUCACACCACAGUUCACGCAACAUGGCUACUCCCGCCGCCGCUGCCGAAACCGAGGCGUUCGAAAUCAGAGAUGAGCAGCGUCCUCUCACGGAGAUCCCGAUUUCGCCGCCGAACGGAGAGGCCGACGAGGCUGCCGACGGAUUGAAGCCCACUGAGCAGCUGACCGUCUUCCACUCCGCCGACAACUUCAACGUUAAGCACCCGUUGAUGAACAAGUGGACCCUGUGGUUCACUAAGCCGCCGUCUGGAAAGGGUGGUAACGACUGGAGCGAGCUGCUGAAGGAGGUCGUUACUUUCGACUCUGUUGAGGAGUUCUGGGGCAUCUACAACAACAUCCAAAAAACAUCCGAGCUCGCGCUGAAGUCCGACUACCACCUGUUCAAGCAGGGCGUCCGACCGGAGUGGGAAGACGAGCAGAACAUGAACGGAGGCAAGUGGGCGUACCAGUUCAAAGACAAGCGCGCGGUGGCCAUCGACGACCUCUGGCUCCACGUGAUGCUCGCCGCGAUCGGUGAGACCCUCGAGGCCGACGAUGUCAAGGAGGUCAUGGGCGUCGUCGUCAAUGUCCGCAGGGGCUUCUUCCGCAUCGGCGUCUGGACUAGGACUACGGGCGUCAAGGGCGGAAACAAGGACUCGCUCAAGGAGAUCGGAAAGAGGUUCAAGGAGGUGCUCAAGUUGGCCGAGGCUGAGAAGGUCGAAUUCUCGGGACACACCGAUGCGGCGCAAUCAGGAUCCACGAGGGCCAAGCCGAAGUUUACGGUUUAGGGAGGGAAUGUAGGGGACGCCGGUGCUGCGGGUUGGGAUACUCGAAGGGUAUCUUAGCCUUCUCCGGGAGUCUGUAUCUGCAAUUGCUGUUCCUUAUUUUCUUCUAGUCUUGUUUCCUAACUUUGUGUGGCCGCUCUUGCUUCCCUUUACCCUGAUCCUGCCGUGUUUCUUCCCGUUCCAGUUCCUGGUGUUCUGAUCUCGUGCUUGUAUUUCUUGUUCUUGUUGUUCUUUUUCCUUUUUUUUCCUUUUUUCAUUUCCAUUUCCAUUCGACGAUGACGAUAGACCGAAGCCGGGGGG